This is a messenger RNA of Peronospora matthiolae, 495 nucleotides long. The record is from the annotation of a GenBank genome assembly. Lineage: Eukaryota; Oomycota; Peronosporomycetes; Peronosporales; Peronosporaceae.
AUGGGCAGUCUUGCCGAAGGAGGACCUCAAAUUCCCAUGAGUUUUCAGACUCAGGGUACCCACGCCACUUUACCAGAUACUGGUAUUGGCCCUGACGACGACGUCGUUUCAUUAGUCUCUCGACAUGAAAUUUACGACACCCAUGCUCAUCGAGCAAAGUCGGUGGCGGCCGGUGUACCGGUGGAGGCCCACGAGAAAUUGGUUCUCGAAGUGAAGGGUCCUCAAGAGGCCUUGGGUAAGUCCCAGUGCAUGCUGGAUGCGAUGCAAAGCCGCCUUCAGGCGAUGGAGCAAGCUCAAAAUCGGAGCGAGGCUCAGUUGGACUUGCUAAAUCGCCUACAGCAAUCCGGGGCAGUGCCUAUGUCGUCGGCGCAAGCGCCUCCAAGUUCACAUGGGAAGGAUCCCGGUGCGGCUUUAGUAAGCCUACGUAGAAUUCUGGAUGUGUGCGCAAUUUGCGCGGAAGGUUUAUCGUGUACGCAAGUCCCUUCUUGGCCGUGA